Molecule: messenger RNA, 919 nt
Organism: Colletotrichum acutatum
Lineage: Eukaryota; Fungi; Ascomycota; Sordariomycetes; Glomerellales; Glomerellaceae
Exons: 3
Coding region: 111-674 (187 amino acids)
Source: RefSeq, a predicted model, not a curated record
CUUCAUUCCUAAUCUCUGCGACAGUCGGAAUACCUAGGCGACGCGAUCAUACCCGGCCAUCACCAGCCCAUCAUCAUUAAACCGAGCUGCGAGUAGCGCAUAUAGGCACAAUGGUGGCGUCGACAUUGACGGGCAGCUCCCUCUACGAGAGGCGCGUUGUUGAGCGCGUCCACCGCUACCAAUGGCCCGGUAUUCAGCUUAACCUCUGGAUCCUCAUCAUGCUUGUGGCCGCCUGCCUCAUCAUCGGUGUUUUUGCAUCCUUUAUCGAGACGCAGCAGCAACUGCUUCUGCCUAUACCCUGGUACUUUCCCUACUACAUUACUGUGGCAUGCCUUGUCAUCCUCUUCAUCGGCCUCCUCCUCUGGCUGGUCUUCCAGCGUCGUCUUCUCCCGGCCAUUGUCAUGAUCGGAGCCUUCAUCCUCUUCAUACUAUGGUUCGUCGGCCUUGUUGUCGUGAGCAUUCAGCUCUGGGGUCCCGACGGGUCCGUCUCGAGCACGUGUAACCUCGCCGUGUUUAACCGGAGCCCGACGGGGCAGAGUCUGGAUACCCUCGCUUGGCUGGAACAGAGGAGUAUAUGCCAGGCAUGGCAGGCGGUGUUUUCGUUUGCGCUUGUUGGCGCCAUUUUCCUGCUUUGGAUUAUGGUCAUGGCCUACCAAGUGUUUGCCAGCUCGUGAUGGAGUUGGGCUGAGGAACGAUUGUCCCGGAAUCCUCAUUCUCGCAUGACAAAGGUUGCUGCGUAGUGUCGAUGAUGGAGACUCAUGGCGUAACGUACAUACUUUGACUGUGUUCUAUUGCGUGAGGAAUAUCGUCGACGUCCUCGGCACCGGUUUCCUGCAAUGAUAUCUUCCGUCAUAGUCCGACACAAAUCGACAUACUUACGGAGACAUCAACGGUGUCUAGCUUUGACAGGCCUAUCGGC